This is a messenger RNA of Cercopithifilaria johnstoni, 2478 nucleotides long. The record is from the annotation of a GenBank genome assembly. Lineage: Eukaryota; Metazoa; Nematoda; Chromadorea; Rhabditida; Onchocercidae.
AUGGAUGAGAUUUAUCAGUCGACUAACUUUCGUCACUGUCCAGUUGAGAAUAACCGCUUUUCUCCACUGACUAAUGAUAUUCAUAUUUUCUUACGCAAAAAUGAUAAUGAUAUCAAUGGCGAUGAUGAUGAUGACGAUGAUGAUAAUGAAGAUAAUGAUGGUGUUGAUGUUCAUAAAAAUAGUCUUUUUUUGGAACCAAAAAUACCAAUACGAAGCACAUCAUUACAAACUAGUGAAUCAGACAUGUCGAUGACUAUUCAUAAUGAAGAUAUUACAUUGAAAAUGUAUGAUAAGUCCAUGCAGGACACGCUGCUUUCCCACUUGAACACCUUUCGGCGAAAUCGUGAACUUUGUGAUGUUGUUUUUUUUGUGCACGAAAAGGAGAUUCUUGCUCAUAAGAUUGUUCUUGCUGCUUGUUCGCCUGCACUUAUGGAUAUGUUUGUCAGACGCGAAAAUGCAGGCCGAUCAUCAAAACGCUUGAGUACAACGAUGCUGUCAACAGCAGAUACCGUUUCUCCACCGUUAACAACAGCUCAUACCUCAUCAAUAACAUCACAGCCAUUUUCUUAUUACGAAUUUGCUGAAGCCGAUUAUGAUUGUUUCGAAUCUAUUGUAAAUUAUGCCUACUCUUCUCAUUUGGAAAUAAGCAGCAAAAAAGUUGGCGAACUGUAUAAAACAGCUUGCGCUCUUCAAGUAACGCCAGUUGCCAAAGCUUGUGCUCGUUAUCUUAUCGAAUACCUUAACGUCAUGGAUUGCAUCGGAAUUCGACGUCAAGCUAAUCUUAACGAUGAUGUACUUGUGGAGCAAGUUGAUAAUUUCAUUGCUAAAAAUUUCGCACAAAUUGUUGAUGAAAGUCCAGAAUUCACUCAUUUGCCUCUUAUUAAGGUUCGUUUGAUUUUGAACACUGAUGAUACCAAGCGAUUCUGCUGUGGCGAGGAUAUCGCCUUGCGUGUUGUGCAGUACUUCCAAUCUUUACCUCAUGCUAAUGAUCGCGUUGAACAAUGGAUUGAACAACUGGUGGAAAAGACGCAUAUGUUAUACACCGAGACAGAUGCCAGAUUACAAGAUUGUUUAGAAAUGGAUGACCACAGUUGUAUGGGAGCAUCUGACAUAAUCCAGGAUUAUAAGUGUACGGGUGGCUACUUACCACGCACAUACAGUGGAAGCAAUGUGUUGGAGGUCCAGACUCCUGCUCAUCAUAUCACAGGUGCUACACAAGUGCAUCUGAAUUCAGGUUUAAGCAACGCAAAACUAUCGUCAACGGAUAGUAACAGUUCACUGAGUUCAAACACUGAACCUGAUAAUGAAUCUUACAAACUGAUCGCUGUGCACCGAACAGCCGAAGACUUUUGGAUCACGCUGGCAGUGUUGCACCGGUGUUUGUUUGCGCUCAGUAUUCAGCUUUCUGAAGCUGAAAAUGUUAUAAAACCUCGUAUGAUUUCACAGAUUGUUAAACCCUCAUCAACUGUUGAAACAACAGAACCAAGGGAAAUGGGGGAAAAAGCAGUUGUAAGGUUGACAUCAUCAGAGAGCAACUCACGUAUCCUACUGCCACAGAUGGAAAGUCCAAGAUGUUCCGUUGGAGGUGCAUUCGUCAACGGGAAAAUCAUCGUUUGUGGUGGUUAUGACCGUGGCAAAUGUUUGGAAUCAGUGGAAGAAUAUAGUUUAUUAAAAGGUAGUUGGCGUCGUUUAAGCGACAUGGCACAGUGCCGAGGUCGUUUCGAUGCAGCUGUUGUGGGAAACAAAGUUUACUCUGUUGCUGGUAGUAGCGGAAGUGUGGAUUUGAAAACAGUGGAAUGUUACGAUUCAGAAAUCGAGAAGUGGUCACUGGUAAAAUCGUUAAAUCACGGACGCAGUCAUAAUGAAGCUCAUUCAUAUAUGAUAAUAGAAAAUAGAUCAUUCGGGCGGGUUGGUUUUUUCAUUUUUUUUGUUUCAUGUUGUGCUGCUCUGGAUGGAUUAAUCUACUGUAUUGGGGGUUCUUGUGAGCAGAGUGUUUUGGAUGAAUGCGAGAGGUAUAAUCCCGAAUUAAAUGAAUGGACUUCAAUAGCUCCGCUGCGAACAGCACGUUUUCAGGCCGGUUGUACUUCAUGGCAUGGCCUCGUGAUUGUAUGUGGAGGAUGCAAUGGUUGGAAAUGUCUUGACUCAGUUGAUGCUUACUAUCCAAAGACGGGAAAAUGGCAAAAACUAGCUCCUCUGAAAAUAGCGAGACGUGGAUGUGCUGUUGCGGUGGUAAAAGAUUCAUUGUUUGUUAUCGGCGGUCAUGACGGCAUGCACUCGUUGAAUUCAGUAGAAAUCUUGGACGGUCCUACUGGAGUAUGGCGUUCAGGUCCAUCACUCACUAUUCCACGUGCUAAUGUCAAGGCAGCAGUAACUUCAGGUGAUGAGAUAUAUCUUCUGGGCGGUUUUGAUGGGACGCAGUUUCUUUCUUCGAUUGAAGUGCUCACAAAUGAAUUGCUUGGUUGGCGAAAUUGGCAGUGA